Molecule: messenger RNA, 1131 nt
Organism: Phaeoacremonium minimum UCRPA7
Lineage: Eukaryota; Fungi; Ascomycota; Sordariomycetes; Togniniales; Togniniaceae
Product: putative tyrosinase protein
Exons: 4
Coding region: 1-1131 (376 amino acids)
Molecular function (GO): oxidoreductase activity
Source: RefSeq, a predicted model, not a curated record
AUGAGGCUCUCCGGCGGUGUUAUUGGCUUUCUCUACGGCGGCGGCGCCGUGUCAGCGCUAAGCCUGCCGAACUUCUUCCCGCGAGCCGUUCGGCAUGUUGACCUAGCCCCGUUCGAGGAGGGUAGCUUUACGCUACUACCGCCCGAACAAGCGGCGGCAGAUGCCCAGAAAGAAGACCAGUUCGAUGCCUCCAAGGUCACUCAGCCCAGUGAAGUCGGCACUGGGAGCAUGGGGACUGAGGCCAUGGCGGCCGGCGAGGAUGCUGCUGCUGCCGGCACCUGCGAGACCCCGGCCAUCCGGACUGAGUGGCGCGACUUGGCUGAUGCAGACAAGAAGGCGUUUAUCGAUGCCGUCAAGUGUCUUAUCGGGAAACCCGCCUCUGGCAAUUUCGAGAAUUCGCACAAUCGAUACGAAGAUCUCGUAUGGGUGCACCAACAGAUGACAAACGAGAUACACAUGGUUGCCCAGUUCUUGCCCUACCACCGCUACUACUUGUCCGUCUUCGAGGCCGAGCUUCGCGAUCAGUGCGGCUUCGAGGGCGCUCUACCGUGGUGGGACGAGACGAAGGAUGCCGGCAAUUUUGCCAAGGCUCCUCUCUUUACUGACGACUACUUCGGGCCACUGCCUGCAAAGACGGAAGACGGAGGUACCUGCAUCGAGACCGGGGCUUUUGGUGGAUUGACCCUGCACAUUGGUCCAGGUGGUGCUUUCACUGAUCACUGUCUGUCGCGUGCGCUGGAUGAGUCCUUGACCGCCCAGAGUAAUAGCGACUUUGUGUCGAACUGCAACUCGCAUUCGAACUACAGUGAGAUGGAGAGCUGUGCCGAAAUGGGCCCACACGCCUACACCCACAACGGCAUCGGCGCCGUAAUGGCGGAUGUAGCAUCAUCCCCUGGUGACCCUAUCUUCUUCAUGCACCACGCCUUUGUAGACCAUAACUGGCGUAUCUGGCAGAAUCCGGACCCAGAUAAUCGCCUGUACCAAAUCAACGGAUAUAGCACAAAAACAGAUCCUAAGCAGUCAUUGACUCUUGAUUAUGUCCUCACUUCAAAGGGUAUUAGACCAGAUGUUACUGUCCAAGAAGUGAUGAAUACUCUGGGUGGAUAUCUCUGUUAUCGGUACAAUUACUAG